Messenger RNA from Monodelphis domestica (gray short-tailed opossum), 8314 nucleotides. It is a transcript of the gene CABCOCO1, whose product is annotated as ciliary associated calcium binding coiled-coil 1. The record is from RefSeq and is a predicted model, not a curated record. NCBI's taxonomy places the organism in Eukaryota, Metazoa, Chordata, Mammalia, Didelphimorphia, Didelphidae.
GAAAGAUGGAUGCAGAGCAUUGAACCACCCUCGGUGGAGUGGCCCAAAAAUAACCCAAGAACUGAAGAAUAAGGUUUCACUGGGAAGGAUCCGGUAGGGGGCUCCUGGGGCUGGAAGUGAGACCUAAAUAGUAACUGAGUUGGCUACUGAGGCACAUCCGCCUCUUCGUCUGAGGAUGCUGACCAGCGGGUUCUCCUCGUACUGAGGGCUGGAGGAAACGUAGUUCCACAGAAGUAGGAGGGGUUUGACUAAGCGAGGAUACCUACGAGAUAAAAGAAGAGAAGACGGAAGGCAAUCUCACAGAGGAAGGCGCUAGCAGUGGGGCAACCUGGGAGGGCUGGGCGCCUGCUCGGAGCCUUAGAUAGCUAACACUGGAAGGGACUUUCAUUUUCAAAGAGAAAGCAACUGAGAGCCAAGUUCCUGUCAGCUUCCUUUCUCUCUCCUUCCUGAUUCCAAAAAGCUCCUUCAGCUCUCUCCACCUCCUCCUCCUCUUCUCCUAAGUCCUCUCUCCCCACCCUUUGCAACGGCAAAGGUGAGCCUAUUCCAGACCCGCCCCCAGCUCCUCCCCGUCUCGCUGCCCUGUUCCCAAGGCAACGUCAGGACGCUUAUCCUGAGAACUGGAGUACAGUGACUACCUCUGAACCAGAAUGCAGGAAGAACCUGAAUCCGCAGAAUCUCCAAAGAUCCUUCUGCUUUCCGACUUCCUUUCGGAUGACCAAAUCACCGAUUUGCUUAAUGAAAACAUACAUGGGGUUCAAAAAAAAAUGGAAGGAUUCUUGAAUUUCCAGAAACUUCCUACUUCCCUAAAGGAGGCCAUUCUGCUUGAUUAUUUCACAUCCGGAUUCUGGUGGGCCAAAGACAAGAACUUCACCGUUCUCCAGCUGUCCAAAUUUAUGGCUUUGCUAGACAAGUUGCUGCAGAACCUCAACACCCUACACAUGUCCCUGGAAGACAGCAUCAAGUUUCUGGGGGAAGUCAUGGCCGAAAUUGGACCAACUACCAUGGACAGUCCUGACAUGAAUGUUUUUAAUGUGCAACAAGCCAAUGAGAUCAUCGAUUAUCUGAAAAUGAGCUUAUUUCAACACUAUAAGCUGUAUGAAUUUCUCUUCUUCUCUCCCAGGGAUGAAAUUGUGAUAGGAACGGAGGAUCAGUCUGGCAGUGAGCGGCAGGCAGAGGGCCAGGAAGACGUAUAUUUGGUGCCUAGCAGCUCUGACUUCCUCAGGAGACCUAACCCCAAAGGUUGUGAUUCAGCCCUGGGCUCCAGUCACCCAGAAUCUGGAUAUAGGCAGGGUAUCCAAGUCAAAGCUGCAAAAUGGAGGAAUAAGUCAAGGAGGCAGACUUAGCUUGAUCCAGCUCAAUCAUUUGUGACCUCUUCAAAUCUCAAGAUUCCUCUUGAGGGAAUGAAUCACUGGUUUCCACCAUCCAUUUCAACUCCCAAAUCUAGAAAUUCUAAACUUACUAAGACUCAGAAUCAAGACAAGGUCUUCCAUGACAAGGAAUAAAGGAAUUGAUGGUCAAGUUAACUCAAUAGGGGUAACCUGCCCUCUGGAUCUGAGAGUCUUUAUUCCAUCCUUUUCUCUAUCCCCAUCAAAGAUUGGAUCGAUCCCUAAGUCUAGGGUGGGAGUCAUGGGGACUUUGGGCAUAUAAUGUUGGAGAUGCACUUGGAAGGACUUAGGUUCAAAUCCCACCUGUUACACCAUUGAUUCUGAGCAAGGAUCAAUCACCCAAACUCUUAAAGUUUCAAUUUCAUACACUGUAAACAAGACAUAUGAUGCAAGUAGAAUCCCCAGUUGUACUUGGCCCUAGAAGGAAUUGUCAAAUGAUGAUGGAGAUGUGUCUUCUAGAUUUAUCUUGAGGUGCCCAAGGCAGCCAUUGUCCAGUGGAUAGGGUGCCAAAGAGAAGGUCAAAAGACUGCAUUCAAAUCCUACUUAGGACCCUGAAGAAGUCACUCAGCCACAAUAUGUCUUAAGUUUUCUUAUCUCUGUAGGAAGUAUGCUGCCAAUGUCAUGUGUAUGUCUACCUACCUGGCUUGGUCUAAAUGGGGCUCAUGGAGAAGCUUUCAUAGAUAAUACCUCCCAAGAGAAUUUUGAUUCUUUCCUGGAGGGGAGCAGAAGGGGCCCCAAGACAGAACACACUAUUCUCCUCUGGAAUGGGGUACCUGACUAGAAUUGUACCACUGGCUCGCUUAAAUAUUGCUAGUCUAUAGGAGUGCAUUUUCCCCCUUAGGUUCAAGCUGCACCUUUAAUCUCUUUCCCUUAAAGAAGAAUGAAUACUCCAAGUUUAUAUUUGAAGACUUGAAACCUCACCAAAUGCCAUUUAUAUAUGAGACUAUCACAAAUAGUUAUUAGCAAUAACCUCAUUUAUCCAAGCAAUAGCAAAGAGAAAACAGAGAAGUCACCCAAAUUAAAAGAUUCCAGCAUCCUUUAGCUGGAAACAAACUGAGACCUCAUUCAACCAACAGAGAGAAAGACUCUCCAGGCUCCCCCUAAAUCUAAGGAGACGAGCUAUAUGUCCGAGAGGGACGGAGGACCCAGCUCUCCCUUACAUGUCGCUGCUUCCAAAGUCUUUUCUCUCUCCCUGGAUUUGAUCGCAAGGAGAGGCUGGAAUCAUGCAUGGCCUCUCUUAUAGUAGGAAGGGAAAAAUAUCUGUCCAAACUCUGGAACCACUUCUGUCCCUCAAACAGGAGCCUAGAGUGACAGCAUUAUUCUCUCCAUCAAUGAGGAGGAUCUGAUGGUCAAAUGACUACAGUGAUCCUCACACUACCGAUUUCACAGUGUCUUUGUGAAGAAUGACUUUUACAAACCUUAAGCUUACCUAGAACUGAAAUUGCUAUUAAGAGUGAAUUCUAGUCAUUUGGAUUUAGGCAUCUUGGUGGCUCAUUGGCCUUGGAAUUAGGAAGAUCUGAGUUCUAAUCUUAGUUCUGAUACUUUCUAGCAAGCUGUGUGACUGAGAAAAUCAUUUAACCUCUUUCUGCCUCCUUUUCCUCAUCUGUAAUCUAGAUAAAUAAUUCCCUCUCACAGGGUUGUUGUGAGAAACAAAACAGAUAACUUAUAAAUUCUUUUGGAAUUCAAUCAAUAAAUACAACUCAUUUAACAUGUAUUAAGAACCUACUAUGUGCCUGCACUGUGCUAAGCACUGGGCAUACAGGAAGAAGCAAAAAACAGUCCCUGUCCUCAAGGAGCUUACAGUCUAAAUGCUAGCUAUUAUUAUUGUCGUCAUCAUCUAUAUUAACCUGUAACUAUCAGGAGGUAGACACUGAUACUAUAGUUAAGAGUAAUUAAUUGGAAGUCAAAGACCCUGGGCACCAUUUGCUACCUAUGGGACCUUGAGCAAAUCUCUUCACCUCUGUGGGCCCUUGUUUCCUCAUCUUUAAAUAAAGAAGUUACACUAAAUCACCUUUGAGGCACUACCCAGUUCUAAAUUAUAAUCCUCUGAAUGUCAGAUCAUUUAGUAAAGAGAAAAAUCCAUUUUAAUGCUCAUGAACAAUUUUAGCGCCAGAAGGGACCCUUGAAACCAUAAAGUCAUAACUCUUUAUUUGACAAAUGAGGAAACUAAGGCACAACCAGGGCUAAAAGUCAUCUCUCUUGAUUUGCAGUCCAAAGCUCUUUCCAUAAUUAUUUUAAUUCUUUCCAAAACAUUGUGUUUAUUAUUUAGAUGUUUCUUCUAGUGUGCUUCCUUGCAUUUUUUACUUUUAAAAACAAAAGGAAUUUUGGGCCAAAGGAAAUUAGAAUCCCCUCAUGAUUCACACCAAUUUGAGCCAACCAAUAUUCCUUAUGCUCUUAUGACACAAAAGACUCAAACUGUUCCUGCCCUCCAAGUGCUUACUUCCCUCUUACACCAUAAUAUAACAGAGGAACAUAUGUGAAAGGGUCUUCAAGCAUUGUAUAGUCCAACUAACAUUCAUUUUUCAGAUGAGGAAGCUCAGAGCUCAGAGAAGUCAAGAAGCUGCCCCAGAUCACAAAGGCAACAAACCUCAGAGCCGCCACUGGAACCAGUCCCUUGACAUGAUCCAGAGCUCUUUCCACAAUGCCCUGUUGCCACAGGAAUAAUGAUAAGUAAACAUAAAUUAUGUAGAAGGUGUUACAGACUAAUUUCAAGAAUGAGAGAGCCCUGACCACUUGGAGGCUCCAAAAAAGCUUCAUAGAUAGAAGAGAUAGCAUCUCAACUGGUCUUUGACCGAAGCUGGGGAUUCUGGGAAGCAGAGAACAAAGGAAUGUAAAAGCAUGGAAUUAGGAAGUGAAAUAUUAUACAAGGGCAGAGUAACUGGUAGGUGAGUUUGAUUGCUUAGGAGAAAAGGUGACUAGAAAUCGGGUUAAAUAAAACUGGAACUGUAGAGCUGUUUGGCAUGGUCCUAGGAUGAUGGUAGAUUUGGGACAACCUGGAAUUCUUUUGUAUGGAAGCUUUAAAAUUGGGUUGGCAGCAUAGAUGACCACAAACUUGGAAUAUUUAUUAGUCUCUCUCUAAGUAUCUUUGUAGCCCAUCUCAAGCAAGGGAACCUCAUUGUGUUCACAAUAAGUUCGAAGUUCAAAAACUUGCCUUCAGCCAGCUGGGCUCCAUCUUGGCAAAUGGAGGCCCCUGUGAGCUUGGGAGGUCCCUGAAAGCAAUGACACGUACAGUGCGUGGGACGAGAAGGUGCUUGGCACUGUCCCUUGGGAGGAAGGGCUUGGCUACUUCCUGUGGGAGCUGUUGGAAGGAGCGCAGAUGAGGGAACUGGCGACAGUUGAUGAAGGAGCCCCAGAAUGCUGCCCUGUCCACCCAGUAAAGAAAGACUCAGAGUUGGACACCGGCUGCAGAAGCAGUUAGAGGAUAUUAAAAACGCACAGCGCUGAGGGAAAAUAUUUAUAGGCGUGACAGCAAGUUUCCUUGUAAUAAUUUAUGGGCUAACUGCAGAAAAAGGAAACACACAAAUGAUGAAUAAAAUAGCCAAUAUGUAAACAUCAUGGCUUCUACAAACUCACUCUCCCGUUAAAAAUUAGGAUUGAGGUUUAGUAAAGUAAAUGGCUGCAUUUCAGUGGUCGAUGAUGUCCUUGAUGCUAAGGGUUACUGACUGAUUUAUCAUUUCCUGGAUUUUUUUUCAAGAAUCUAUAUUUGUCAGCACAAUUUUUAUGUCUCAUUCCUUAAAAUAGGCACCAGGGGUCCAAAAGAACAGGCCACAUAAUAUUGCCUUGACUUCUCUGAAGAUCUGCUAGCCCAUGAAAAAUGCUUGGGCUCAUCACUAAAAGGGUUUUUAUUUGUAAACAGAACCAGUCUCCAAGUAGCCAGAGCCAGGAUACUUUUCCUUCCCCCUUUUCUCUUUCCUUCCUUGCAGGUUAACCCCUCUCUGCCGUGUAAACAGUGCAAGAAAUGCACUCCAGAUGUCAUACUUUGAAGUCAGGCUAAUGACAUGUGUGGUUCACUGCUUUCCCGUAUUACAUCCUGCAAAAUUGAGUCACUAAAAGGAUUAGCAAGUCAGAAGAAGAACAGAGAAGGAAACCCAAGACUUUCCGAUCCCAACUUUUUGUGCUGAGUGACCGUGAUUUCUCAUGCUUCUUUCUCAAGACCUUGGAGACUCUUUUUCAAAGCUUAAAACUGUCCCCUGAGCAAGUCGUUUCAUUUCUUAUACUGGUAAUAGGCUAUGAUUAAGAAAUAAGAAGGAAAGCAUUACUAGAAGUUAGUUCUCUUGAAGGUCUGCAAACUCAACAUGACCCAACAAUGCAAUAUGGCAGCCACAAAAACUAUGGUGAGUGCAAGAGUUGGGUUCAUAUAUUGGAAGGGCUGUCACCUUCCCAAAGGCGAAUGAAGUUUAAUCUGUUUGUCCUCAGAAGGGAGAACUAGGAACAGCGAAUGGAAUUUUCAGUGAGACUGAUUUGAGCUUGAUAUGAAGGGAAAAGGUCAUAGCCAUUAGAGUUAUCCAAAAGUGGAAUGGGCUGCCUUGGAAGAGAUUCUACCCAUGGUAGGGGAGGGGGUCCACGAGCCAGGGUUAUAUGAGCAUUUGUAAUGUGGAUUCUUUUUCAGGUGUGGGUUGGAUGAGAUCGCCAUUGCGCUCCCUUCCAACUCUGAGAUUCUGUGAAAAAAGACAAAUUAAACAUUUGAAAAGUUUUACUUGACAAACAUCCAGGGGGAAUGAAGCAAUCUGAUGAUGUCUGAAAUCAGAAAUGCCACGAGCAAAUCUUUGUCCAACUCAACUAAUAUAAUGUACCAAUAAUUGAUUUCCUAGUCCUUAAAAAGAAACCCCAUGGAGCAUUUACUCAGGGUUCAAAUUUUCAUAAGUGCUCACUUAAAUAGACUUGGGUUCUAUUUCAUGCCGAGAGUUCUGUACUUAAAGUUCUUUGAAAUGCCUUUAAUUUCAUACUCUGGUCCACCAUUGGAAGUAUAAACCUACUGACUCGAUGGAAUAGUCUUUCCAAAGCAACCAGGAUUUUCUAAGUGGUUCUCAUUGUGCUCUUUACCUCAUAACAACAACUAUGUUUUCUGCUUCUAGAUUUAACUCGAUCCAACAGUUAUUCAUUAAGCACCUACUAUGUGCCCAAUACCAUGGGCAAACAUAGGAUAGGGAUAAGAACUGUGCUUUCAUUCCUACUGCAUAUGGAACUCCUGAAUGAAGAAAUUCCUUCCACCAUUCAAUGCUAGUUGGUAUUUUCUCUGUGAUUUAGUUUCCUGGAUGUGGUGGUUAUUAAGCCACCAUUAAGUCAGUUGUGUCUGACUCUUCAUGACCCUGUUUCAGGUUUUCUUGGCAAAGAUCCAGGAAUGGUUUGCCAUUUCCUUCCUCCACUCCAAUCAUUCAUGAUGAUGAAACUGAGGCAAACAGAGUUAAGUGACUUGCCCAGGGUCACACAGCCACUAUGUGUCCAAGCGAGAUUUGCACCCAUGCAGAUGAGUCUUCCCGAUUCCGACACUAUGGAGCUCCUUAGCUGCCCCAUGAUUCUCCACAAUUUAUCAUCAGAGUGGCCUAGAAACUGAGAUGCCAAAUGACUUGCCACAGCUUGCAGAUGUCAUUAUCAGGACUUGAACUCAGGCCUUCCAAACUCUAAAGCCAGCUCCCUGAUCCACCAUAUCACAUUGUCUGUCUAGAACAAAAAAAGACAAAAAUGAAACCAUCUCUGUCAUCAAAGCUCUUACAUUCAACCACAGAAACUCAUAUUAAAGGCAAUACUUCUGAGCCUCAGUUUUCUUAACUGUUUUUGUUUGUUUGUUUUAAUAUUAACCAUUUAGUUUCUAAACUAAAUGGUUAAUUUAGUUUUAGAAUUUAGAACUAAAACCUGAACUUUCCCUAGAGCCAUAUAAUUAGAGUGGGAAAGCAGGGGCUUCGCUCCAAGGCAAGAAAUUCGGUGGGCUCUAGUAGUAAGAGGAAUGAUGCCACUUAUCAUCCAGUUAGCAUGAAUAAUUAGUUAGCAAAAGGAAGCUACCCUGAAAGGACAAAGCAGGCUCCUGCCCCAGUCUCUGGACUGUUCCCUUAGAGGCUACCCCCCAAGAGAGCCUCACGUUGUCCUGGGGGGUGGCCUGUCCACUCCACGUGGCUAUCAGCUGAGAUCCUGCUUCCUGCAGGUCACUCUGCAUAGGGAUUGCUCCGUGUGGCUCUCAUGUUCUGCCUCACAGGCUCCCGUUACAGCCUCCAGAUGCCUGACCCUCGGAGAAUCAAUAUUAUCAAUAAGGAAGCAGUGACUGAGUCCAGGACAUUGACGAGCAGCUAGACAUACACAGAUCGAUGCAGACCUAGUCCUGCCCUCGAGGAUCUUACCUUUUAACACGAGAGACAGCACGAGCGCACAGAGGGACGUUCAGAAUACGUACAAAAUCUGCGAGUUCAUCUUCUGGUUCCAGGCGGAUAAGAAGCGUAAGAAAGUGACAUCUGGUACGAACUGAGGCAAAGCGGAGUCGGCAGAACCAGCGGAGCAUGGCGCCCAAUGACUACAGUAAGUCAAAUAGCACCCAACCUGGCAGGUCGUGGCACCCAGAUGAAAGGCAACAAGGACCAGUUUGGGAACCAGAGCCCAGACAUGAAAUACACUAGAGGGCUAGAGAUUUGGAGUGGCCACAGAAUUGGUGCUGAUCAUCCACCCCAUUCCCUGGAUCCCAUCAGAACCAACGGGAGGCUCAAGUAUUGGUCCAGCAGAGAAAACAAUCAUGGAUCAUCUCAUAUCCCAUGUCAAGGAAGAAAUGAACUGGUGGAGACUUUGUCUUCUUGCAUAUUUGAAUCCAUAUCAUCUCCCACACUUUUCUCUGUAUAAAUUAUCUCUUCAUGUCUAUAGAAAUAAAUAUAUGUAAUAUGUAAUGAAUAUUUUAUGUGAUAAAUAUGUAUAUCUACUAUGCAUGUGGCAUAUUAUGACUAUAAUAA